UCCCAUCCUUACCAACCCAACUAAAUCGUCCAGUUCCAGCAUAUUCACAGGCAGUAUCCUUACCCAAAACUCAGAUCUCAUCGCCUUCCCUGACGGCACUCCUGAAGGGCACUGUGCCAGCAAACUCUCAGGCGGUCUCCAUAGCAAAACCACAGGUUGUGAGCCUAGUUGGUGGUGUAAGUGACUCGACAGGACAUACUAAGACUGUGGCCAAUACUGAGUCCUCUUCCUCCUCCACUGGCAGCAUGUCUGGUCUGGAAGCAUUACUUGCAGGAACACCAUCAGCUGAUAAUCCUGCCCCACAGAGAGGUGGUCCAUCACUUCUGGAACGUCUCUCUGCUCAAACUUCUGGUUCUAUCACUGCUCCUGCUUCAGACAGUGGCAUUGUGAAGGUUGGCAGUAAUGUAGGGGCACCAUCAAGUCAGACUAAUGUUGGGAGUUCUGCAGCAGCAGCAGUUCUGCGAAGUGACAGUGGCAGUGGUGGUCCUCCUCCCAACAUCAAUAUUGCCAGUCUUAACCUUCCUGGCCUCAAUGUAGCAGGACUGCAGAGUCUCACAGCAAACUUAGGUGGACUACAAAAUGUACAAGUCUCAAUCCCAGGCCUUGCUGUUCCAAUUUCACUCUCUUUAAAUGUUCCUGUCACAAGUUCUACUGGUGUGAUAUUAUCAUCACCACCACCUUCAAGUGUGGCAACAAAGGUUUCAGGCUCAACUGCAGUAACAUCAGCUGCAACAGUAAUGAUUGCAAGCCAGCCAACUCUUCAGCAAGGGCAAGUUGUUCAACUACCAAUAGGCCAGUUGAGUUCUUCUCAGUUGGCAGCACAGUUAACUAAGUCAACCACGCAGCAGGGUGGGUCUUCUUCAACUAUACCUGUAUUGCAGCUUCAGGGCGUCGGGGGCCCCUUGUUCACCCCGGUUCGAGGAGGAGGUGCUGUGAGUAGUGCAGGAGGAGGAGUAACAACUGCAGGAAACUCUCUCACACAGCAGACAGUACAGGUUGCUCUCCCUGCAGGACAGGGGACUGGGACUGUGGUGUCAGGUGGUGAUACGAACCUAGGUGUAGCGCACACAACGACUGUAUGUGCUACUCAGGCUUCUGUUGUUAGUUUAACUGCAAAACAGCAGCUCCAGCUGGCAUUGCAGAAAUCAGGUCCUCUCAGCAUUCCACAGCUACAGUUGCAACAAAAGUUAGCAGCGCUUGCCAAACGUCAACAUCAGUUGCAAAACCAUCAGCAGCAACAACAGCAACAACAGCAGCAGCAACAGCAGCAGCAACAACAGCAACAACAACAGCAACAACAACAACAGCAACAACAACAACAACAGCAGCAGUAGCUAUAAUAUUCAUUAUUACUUUUAUGAAAGAAUUAGUCAUAUUUUGAAAGUAAUAAAAAUAUGUAAAAGACAUUGCAUUAUUGAAAGUUAUGUACAAAGUGGAUAGUGCAAUAUGUUAUCUUCUCAAAAGAAUGCCAUCUUCCAGUAAAUGCAAAUACAUAUGCAUUUUAGCAUUAGUAUAUUGUUCCUAAUUCUUCAUGUUUUUUUUUUUGUUGUUUUUUGUCCAUCACUCCUUACCUCACUUUUCUUUUUCUACUCCUCAUUUUAUCUAUCUCAGUCCUUGUAUAUAUUUUAUCAACCUUUCUCUGUGUCUACUUCUCAUAAUAUCUCCUUACGUCUCAAGUUUAAGGUGCAUUAUUAAGAUCUUUGCACUAAAUUGUUGAAAGUAUGCAGACUUUGUUGAAUGAAGUUGAAUUCUGUGGCCCAGUUUUGUAUUUUUUCAUGUAGAUUGUGUGAAAGAUGGGUUCUGAGGUUAAUAACAGUAAGUGUUACUGAUGUUAUAUGUCUGAAAUACUAUAGUUGAUGAGGUGGUCAUCUAACAUACUCUUAGAAGUGUUCAUUGAGGCAAAUGUUCAAAAAGGGAUGAAUGGCAGUGAAAUUUUGAUUAUAUGUAUUUCUUUUGAUGAUGUAAUCAAAAUGCCUCACAUUCAUCUCCGGAGCCCAAUUCAUACCUUUUGCUGCACCAAGAAUUGUUUAUUCAGCUUUGAAUUUCACAAGAUUUUGUUUUAUGUAAGUCAUUUUUAAAACCCUUAGAUGCAAACUUUGUUUAUAUAGGCCUCCCAGUCAGAAAUUCCAAGGAUUUAUUUUAGUAUAUAUUUAUUCAUUUUAACCCCUAUUUUUAUCUACCCUCUAUUCAACAAGUAUAUCUCCCGAUGCUGAAAGAUCACAACAUUACCUUUUUUAUGUUUUCUUUUUGUUACAAAUUUUUGUCCAAAUCUGAAAUCAAUAUACUGAAUUCUUAUUAUCUGUUCCUUUGCUGACCAGUUAUAUACUCUUUUACCAAUCAGUAUUUUGUUUAAAAGUUAAAUAGAUGUGUCCAAACUUUCCAAAGAGUCAUUCAUUGGAAGUGCACUAAAAAUUACCAUUGUUUUGAUAUAAAUCUUACAUUGUUGAAAUACAGAUGUGUUCUGAUUUUUUUUUAUUCCUCCUUUAAUUUGCAUUUGGUAAAGGCAGCUGAGAUUAGGUCCAUGAAGACUUAUUUCUUUGUUACAAAUACAGUUUUGCUUCACAGUUUCAAUGUUCUCAUUCUACCUUAGAAUAUAGCUAGAAUAUAGCAUAAACAUAUCCAAAAUAUAUCUAUACAAAUGAUAUUUUUACAGAUUCUGUCAUGUAGCAUUUAUCAUUGUGUACACUUCUUUCAUAAUUUAAGCAUUGACACUUGGAAACUAUUUUCAGAUUUAUGAGCUGUAUAUGAAACAAUGUGGAAAUAUAACAGAAACAUUGCACUUAUUUAUGUGUUGCAAGAGACAGUAGGGCUCUUACAUAUUUAUAAUAUGGUUAUUAUUUUUGUUGCAUAAUUAUAUGAUACUCAUAUUGUAUUUUAGAUUGCAGUGUUGUGACUGUAUGUAUAUAUUUAUGUAUAUAGUUUCAUGUUAUUUAAUGUAAUUUUACAGGGACUAUUUAUUUGAUUCUAUUGCAGUAUUAAAAUAUACAGGGUUUGUAGAGGUUGAGAGACAUAUGAAAAUGCAAAAUACUAUAAGAAAUGAUCAAUAAAAUACAAGCUAUA
Messenger RNA from Penaeus indicus, 3060 nucleotides. RefSeq lists its product as uncharacterized. Lineage: Eukaryota; Metazoa; Arthropoda; Malacostraca; Decapoda; Penaeidae. Gene Ontology annotation, biological process: nuclear polyadenylation-dependent rRNA catabolic process; nuclear polyadenylation-dependent snRNA catabolic process; nuclear polyadenylation-dependent CUT catabolic process. Bases 246 to 1334 code for a protein of 362 amino acids. Gene Ontology annotation, cellular component: TRAMP complex. The transcript is spliced from 11 exons. The record is from RefSeq and is a predicted model, not a curated record. Gene Ontology annotation, molecular function: RNA binding.